Eimeria acervulina is the source of this 870-nucleotide messenger RNA. RefSeq lists its product as hypothetical. The record is from RefSeq and is a predicted model, not a curated record. The annotation marks the transcript as partial. Lineage: Eukaryota; Apicomplexa; Conoidasida; Eucoccidiorida; Eimeriidae. The transcript has a single exon.
AUGGGUCCCUGUAUCUUUUUGGUAGUUGUGCUGCUGCUCUUUGGGGGGCCCCACAGCGCUGCACCUCUUGCUGCUUAUAAAGGCUUGCAAGGCGCUGUAUCCGGUGUACAUACACCCGAGAGGAAGGGGAGCAUCCACUCAAGAGUGGCCUCAGCUUUCCUCACGCGAUCUGCUGCUGCUGUAGCCGCAGCAGCAGCAACAUCAGCAGCAAGAGGAGCUGCUCCACUCGAAAGAAGAGCAGCAGAAGCAUCGGAAGCACGAGCAGCAAAAGCAGCAUCAGCAGUAAGAGCAGCAGCAGCAGGAUCAGCAGCAGAAGUAGCAGCAGAUGGAAAGUUCCCCGUGUGGUCGUUGUCGGAUCUGCCGACCCCGGAUUCUUUGCUGCUUGCUGCAGCAGCAACAGCAGCAAAUAAACACAAGGUACGCGACAUAGUUUGCUUUGUGCGGUGCGCUGCGUGGCAGCGGCCUGCAGAGGAGUAUGAAUCAGAAAGGUUGCUGCUGCAGCAGAAGAGGGGCCCGCUGCUCUCCCCUCACAACAAGCCGGUGUCUUCUACCCGGUGCCUUACCCCAGACUACUUAAAUGACGUCGAGGAGACGAUCCCAGACACGGUCCCAGAGUCGAUCCCAGACACGAUCCCAGAGUCGAUCCCAGACACGAUCCCAGACACGAUCCCAGACUCGAUCCCAGAGACGAUCCCAAAGGCGAUCCCAGAGACGAUCCCAGAGAUGAUCCCGGAGACGAUCGCAGACUCGAUCUCACGGAGGCUCCGCAGGAAGAAAGAGGACCUGCUGAGAGCUGAGUGGGAGGCAAUGCUACUUGUUACGUGUUUGGGCCCCACACACAUUGACUCUGUUGCUGAGACUCUUAUUCAG